AUGUAUGGAGUCAACAGCUCCAGGCUGACACCAAGAUACUUCAUUCUCAAUGGGAUUCCUAAACUGGAAGCUGCACACACCUGGAUCUCCCUGACAUUCUGCAUCAUGUACAUCAUUGCUGUCCUUGGGAACUGUGGGCUCAUCCACCUCAUUAGCCACAAGGAGGUCCUGCAUCGGCCCAUGUACUACUUCCUGUCCUUGCUGUCCCUUACAGAUGCUAAUGCAUGUACUUUGCAUGUCCCUAAUGUUAUGUAUCUUUGGUUCAAUCUCAAAGGGAUCGACUUUAAUGCCUGCCUUAUGCACGUGUUUUUCAUCCACAUGCUGACAAGUAUGGAGUGUGGUGUGCUCAUGCUUAUGGCCUUGGACUGCUAUGUGGCUAUUUGCUAUCCUCUGCGCUAUUCUACCAUCCUCACCAACACUGCGAUUACCAAGGUUGGGUUUGCCACCUGCAGUAGAAGUGUGUUGCUCACAAUCCCAUUUACUUUCCUGAUCACACAUCUCCCCUUCUGCAGGGGAAACCUCAUCCACCACACCUACUGUGGCCACAUGUCAUUGGCUAAAUUAUCCUGUGGCAACAUCAAGAUUGAUGCUAUCUAUGGUCUAGUAGCUGUCAUAUUGAUUGCAGGAUUUGAUAUUUUCUAUACCUGCAUGUCUUACAUUCUGAUUAUCUGUGCUGUAGUAAAUCUGUCAUCUGCAGAUGCUUGCCACAAAGCCUUUAGCACCUGCACAUCACACAUAGGUGCUAUUGUUAUCACCUAUGUCCCAGCCUUCUUUAACUUCUUCACUCAUCGCUUUGGGGGACGCUCCAUACCUCACCAUGUUCAUAUUUUCAUAGCCAACCUCUACAUGUUGCUGCCUCCCACUUUGAAUCCAAUUGUUUCUGAAAUGAAGACCAAGCAGAUUCAUGAAGGAGUGAUCAAAUUAUUUUUUACAGAGAAAGAUAUUAUGAGUAUGAGCUAA
Puma concolor (puma) is the source of this 960-nucleotide messenger RNA. Its product is annotated as olfactory receptor 52N2-like. Lineage: Eukaryota; Metazoa; Chordata; Mammalia; Carnivora; Felidae. The record is from RefSeq and is a predicted model, not a curated record. Gene Ontology annotation, molecular function: olfactory receptor activity. Gene Ontology annotation, biological process: G protein-coupled receptor signaling pathway. Gene Ontology annotation, cellular component: plasma membrane.